Molecule: messenger RNA, 4654 nt
Organism: Beta vulgaris subsp. vulgaris (sugar beet)
Lineage: Eukaryota; Viridiplantae; Streptophyta; Magnoliopsida; Caryophyllales; Amaranthaceae
Product: leucine-rich repeat receptor-like serine/threonine-protein kinase RGI4
Exons: 2
Coding region: 1116-4433 (1105 amino acids)
Biological process (GO): protein phosphorylation; hormone-mediated signaling pathway
Cellular component (GO): plasma membrane
Molecular function (GO): ATP binding; protein binding; protein kinase activity
Source: RefSeq, a predicted model, not a curated record
UGGAUAUAAUUUUGAUGUCAUUAAGGAGAUAGUGGUCCAAAUAACAAAAUUGUGCAGCAAAAGACAAGUAAAAGCCUUCAUACUUCUUAACUGUCAUUGAUAGCUUUUGUAACAAAGGACAGAAAAUAAAACAGAAGAUAGAAAAACAUAAAAGUUAGAAACAAGAUAACAGAAAAUUGCCGACAAAAAUGAAGAACCAAAAAAGUAGGACAAAACCCCCAUUUCUUUCAAGGAGCACUAAUAAAAACCCACAUUAUUCCCCUUUUCUUUUAGAUUUUUGGUGUUCUUGCUGAUAGCAAUCUAUGGACAUAAACACAGCUCAGUUAGAUUAGUCAUUUAUAAAUUAUAAGGUGGUAGUCCCUUUGCUUCUCAAUAUGAGGCACAUACGGUUUAUGAAAAUUUGUUUUAACUACUAAUAUGUUCAAACCUCAAAUAUGUGCGUACCUCUAUGUUACUCAGAUACGAAUUGAAUGUCUAUAACGAAUACGAGUGUCCAAGUGUCCGACUCGGCUAUUUUGUAGAAAAAGUUAAGUUUUUAGCUUAAAUGAAGUAUCCAAGUAAAGUGUCGUGUAGGACACGACACGACACGACAUCCCGUUUGUGAGGUAAAUGAAGGUGUUGGAGUAACACUGACGUAUCAUUAUGGAAAGAUACAGAGAGAGUAUUCACCCCUUUUUUCUAUCACGAUAAAAAAAGAAAUCAUACCAUAGCUAUAAAACAUUACAGUUCACAAACAAAUAUCCAAACAGAAACCAAACUCCAAAAAAAGCACUGUUUUAUUAAAAUUGGACAGUGAGAAAAACAAAUUUAAGGAGAGGGAAGAAAGAGAUAAAAUGACUUUACAAUAUAUUAAGAAAAAGGGGACCCCUCCCUUCCUUCAAAGUAAUAAAAUAAAAAUAAAUAAAGGGUAUAAUUUCCAUCAACAUCCUUAGUUAGCAAGAACAGAUAUACAAAAAAAAAAAAAAGAGGAAGAAAAGAAAUAAUAUAAAAUUUGAAGUGCAAGUAAUCUGGAGUUUCUGGCUUUUUGUUCUAUAAACAAAACAUGGGGUUUCCCCCUAUUCUUCAAUCCCAAAGCCACAUCUUCCUUCUUUCUCUAUGCUCCUCUCUCAGCAGCAAUGCCUGCAAAACUAAGCAAUCUCUUCUUACUUUCUCCUAGUUAUACUAAAACUACUACUACUACUUCUACAGUUUUCUCCUACACUUUAUUACUUAUUUUCCUCAACUUCUUCCUUUCUUUCCAUUGUUGUUUUUCCAUUGAUGAGCAAGUUCAGGCUCUUAUAUCAUGGAAGAAUACCUUAAACACCUCUACAGAAACUCUAAGCUCAUGGAAACCUUCGGACCCGAGCCCUUGCAAUUGGCUCGGUAUUCGUUGCAACGACAAAAAACAAGUGGUUCAACUGAGUUUACAGUCAAUGAACUUACAAGGUCCAUUGCCAUCAACUUUGCAACCUCUCAAGUUUCUCAACUCGGUUGUUUUAACAUCCACAAACCUUACAGGUGAAAUUCCCAAGGAGUUUGGUGAUUAUGAGGCCUUGACACUGAUUGAUAUCAGUGAUAAUGCUAUCACAGGAAAAAUACCAGAUGAAAUCUGCAGGUUGCAGAGCUUGCAGACUCUUUCUGUUCAUUCCAAUCAUCUUGAAGGCUCAAUCCCUUCAGACAUUGGUAACCUCUCGAGCCUCGUUUAUCUUACCAUCUAUGAUAAUAAACUGAGCGGCGAAAUCCCACCAAGCAUAGGAAGAUUGCAGAAACUGCAAGUCUUUCGAGCAGGUGGGAAUCAGAAUCUCAAGGGGGAACUUCCUGCUGAGAUUGGGAACUGCAGUAACUUGGUUAUGCUUGGAAUUGCAGAGACUAGCAUUUCCGGUAGCCUACCGAAAUCGAUAGGAAACCUGAAGAAAGUUGAGACAAUUGCAGUAUACACUUCUCUACUGUCUGGUCCAAUACCAGAAGAGAUUGGAAACUGCACUGAAUUGCAGAAUCUAUAUUUGUACCAGAACUCAAUCUCAGGUUCCAUUCCUAAGAGGAUAGGGGAGCUAAAAAAGCUUCAGAAUCUGCUUUUAUGGCAGAAUAGCAUCGUGGGUACUAUUCCUGAUGAACUGGGAAGCUGUACAAACUUGUCAGUCAUAGAUUUUUCUGAGAACUUGCUCACAGGAAGUAUACCCACAAGUUUUGGGAAUCUCUUGGGUUUGCAAGAGCUUCAGCUGAGUGUGAAUCAGCUAACAGGAACCAUACCUCCUGAGCUCACACGCUGCACUGCCCUCACUCAUCUGGAAGUCGACAACAACGAUCUCACAGGUGAAAUUCCAGAAAGUAUUGGAGAAUUAAAGAGCUUGACUCUUUUCUUUGCCUGGCAGAAUAAGCUCACAGGGAAAAUGCCGGUGAGCCUAGCUCAGUGCGAAGAACUGCAAGCAAUUGAUCUCUCUUACAAUAGCCUGUUUGGUCCAAUACCCAGAGAUAUCUUUGGGUUGAGGAAUCUCACCAAGUUGCUCCUACUUUCAAAUGAAUUAUCAGGGUUCAUACCUCCUGAUAUAAGGAACUGUACAAAUUUGUACAGGUUUCGGGUAAAUGAUAAUAAAUUGGGCGGUACUGUUCCAUCCGAGAUUGGGGAUUUGAAGAGCUUAAAUUUCCUCGAUUUAAGCAAGAAUCUCUUCACAGGAAGUUUACCAACUUCUUUGUCAGGUUGCUCAAGCCUGGAAUUUUUCGACGUGCACUCAAACGGGCUCACAGGUUCUCUGCCAGAUGCAUUGCCUAAAAGUCUACAGUUCGUAGACAUAUCCCAAAACAGGCUCACAGGUACUCUACCACCUUCUAUUGGCUCUUUGAAUGAGUUAACUAAGCUUAAUCUGGGAAACAACCAAAUUUCUGGUGAAAUCCCUUCUGGAAUUCUGUCCUGCAAUAAGCUACAAUUGUUAGACCUGGGAAAUAAUGGUUUUUCAGGGGAGAUACCAAAAGAACUGGGUCAACUCCCAGCUUUGGAGAUCUCUCUAAACCUUAGCUACAAUAAAUUUUCAGGUCGAAUUCCUACUCAAUUUUCUAGCCUAACUAAGCUAGCAGUUCUUGACCUUUCUCAUAACGAGCUAAACGGCAACUUGAAUAUCUUAGCAAGCCUCCAAAACCUUGUUUCCUUAAAUAUAUCUUACAAUGAUUUCUCCGGCCAGUUGCCCAACACCCCUUUCUUUCACAAACUUCCUCUUAGCAACCUUGCAGGGAACAAAGCCCUUUACUUAUCCGAUGGGAUAGAAAACACAUCUGAUAAACAUGAACAGCGAGCUCGUUCAACAAUGAAGUUAGCUAUGUCGAUCCUAGUCAGCAUUAGUGCAGUUCUGAUAUUACUAGGAAUCUAUAUGCAAGUCCGUGCUAGAUUGGCUGAUCGAAAGUUAAUAGAAGAUGAAACUUGGGAAAUGACUCUCUACCAAAAGAUGGAUUUCUCAAUAGAAGAUGUCAUCAAGAACUUGAAUUCAGCUAAUGUAAUAGGAACUGGAAGCUCAGGAGUUGUAUACAAGGUAACUAUGCCUAAUGGGGAGACACUUGCAGUAAAAAAGAUGUGGUCUACAGAUGAAACUGGGGCAUUCAGGUCAGAGAUUCAGACCCUAGGUUCAAUCCGCCACAAGAACAUAAUCAGGCUAUUGGGGUGGGGAUCCAACAGAAGCCUUAAACUCCUAUUUUAUGAUUAUCUCCCAAAUGGGAGCUUGAGCUCUCUGCUUCAUGGUGCUGUGAAGGGUGGAGGAGCAGAAUGGGAGGCACGAUAUGACAUUGUUCUAGGGGUGGCUCACGCACUUGCUUACCUGCAUAAUGACUGCGUUCCUGCAAUCUUACACCGGGAUGUCAAAGCGAUGAAUGUGCUGUUGGGUCCUAGAUUCGAGCCUUACCUUGCUGAUUUUGGGUUAGCCACCCUUGUAGAUAACUAUUCAGGGGAUAGAAAUUUAAAAAUCAAUCAGAGGCCACACCUUGCUGGUUCUUAUGGUUAUAUGGCACCUGAACUUGCUUCAAUGCAACGAGUGACAGAGAAGAGCGAUGUCUACAGUUUCGGGGUGGUUUUACUCGAGGUUUUGACAGGAAAACAUCCCUUAGACCCCACAUUACCAGGGGGAGCCAAUUUAGUCCAAUGGGUCCGAAAUCACCUGCAAAACAAAGGUGAUCCAGCUGACAUUCUCGAUGGUAAACUUAAAGGAAGAGCUGAUCCUCAAAUGCACGAGAUGCUGCAGACUUUGGCUGUCUCAUUUUUAUGUGUAAGUAGUCGAGUUGAUGACCGACCUUCAAUGAAGGAUGUAGUGGCUAUGCUUAAGGAGAUUCGACAUGUUGACAGUGCUAGACCCGAGCCUGAUUUAACCAAAGGGACAGCCCAAGCUCUACCAACGCCUUCUCCUAAACGAAAUGUAGCCAGCCAAGGGUCUUCUAACUGCUCAUUUGCUUUCUCUGACGACUCAUUAUGUUAGAUGAAGCCAUUGUUCUGUACAUUUUGAGCUGAGGAAUUACUUAGAGCAGAUAGAAAGCAAAGAUAACUAGGUACUUGUAGAUUAUACUAAUAAUUAGCAGUAAUUUGUAUUAUAAGUUUGUAAUGUAGUAUUAUAACAUCUCGGCAAGGUUAAUUUUUUAAACUAUGUUCCAGAAUUUUUAUGAAGAAAAUGUCUUAUCAUAUAAUGUGAUACGUUUUUUU